AUGCCUUGGCGCCCAGAGGGUAUUUUACACGGCGUGCAAUAUGCUAUUGAAGGAAGCUUGAUUGUUGUUCAAAACCCUCAACUGAGAAAAGAACGUUACCUUCAGAUAUUUGGUUAUCUUCUGAUACUUUCGUUCACUCUAUUCACAAUAAGCAAAGUGCUCAUUGUGUUUCCGUUGCAAAUCUUGCGAUUCAUCGCCUACUUGAUCUCUUUGCCCGGUCGAUACGACAAUACCAAAGUUGACACAUUCUUAUUGACUCUUGAACGUUACAUUCGGGAGGGCUUGGUCUCGUUGCCUUUUCUCGCGUUGUUCUUUAUGCGGUACUUAUACCCUAAACCUAUUGAUCAACUCUUCAUGGAAUCACUGCGAUAUGUCGAUACAAAAACUGAUGGACGACCCUACGCACCAGCCUUGGCUGCACGCUCAUUUAAGAUCAACUAUUGGGCCAACCUUCGACAGUACCUAAUGCGGUAUUUUAAGAAAGGCCGUAUAGGAAUUAUUGUGUAUUUGUUUUCACUAUUACCCAUUAUCGGCCGAUUUGUCCUUCCAGCAGCAGGAGCGUAUACCAUGUACAAAUCAUUGGGAAAGGGACAGGCAGCAGCCGUUGGUAUCUGCUUUAUCAUUCUACCGCCACAUAUAACCCGUGUCAUCAUGCGUUCAUUGUUUGAAAUGAGAGCUCUUAUGCGUGAACUGCUCGAACCGUACUUUGAACGUGUUGGUCUGGACAGCAAACAAAAGCGUAAAUGGUUCCGACGCCGAGAGGAUAUUUUGUUAGGAUUUUCAGCUAUCGCUUAUGCUUUUACUAGAAUACCUUUCUUCGGCGUCAUUGGAUAUGGACUUAUGCAGGCUGCAUCUUCUUACCUCUUGGUGCAAUUGGGUGAUCCUCCGGCUCAAGGUAUGAGCGCUUCAUCUUUAAUCGAAGGAAAAGAUAUCAAAGUUCGGCACAGCGAACCCUCGGCAAAGGACGAUUAA
Molecule: messenger RNA, 972 nt
Organism: Umbelopsis ramanniana AG
Lineage: Eukaryota; Fungi; Mucoromycota; Umbelopsidomycetes; Umbelopsidales; Umbelopsidaceae
Exons: 2
Coding region: 1-972 (323 amino acids)
Source: RefSeq, a predicted model, not a curated record